Molecule: messenger RNA, 1395 nt
Organism: Cherax quadricarinatus
Lineage: Eukaryota; Metazoa; Arthropoda; Malacostraca; Decapoda; Parastacidae
Source: RefSeq, a predicted model, not a curated record
AUCGUAUUUCGCCCCUGAAGGAAUCGGAUAUACUUUUGGUCGCAUCCCCAUCGCUGGCUGUGACUGCUCCACCAGGACCUACUCCUAUGAUGACGUGGAAGGAGACGCUGAUCUUGUACACUGGAAUCUUACUUUUGAGGAUUAUGAUUAUAAAAUUCCUUUGAUCCUGCGAGCUCGAGAAAUGACGACAUACCCACUGAAGAUGUUUGGUUCGCCCUGGUCCUCCCCAGCCUGGAUGAAGACUAACGGCAUGUUCAACGGGUCAGGAAUACUGAUACCCGAGUAUUGGCAACCCUGGGCCAAUUAUAUCGUUAAGUUUGUGGAAGCUUACGAAGCUGAGGGAGUUGAACUAUGGGGUCUCACUCCACAGAAUGAGCCUCUCGGUGGCCUUACUGAUUGGGCCAUUAAUGCUAUUGGAUGGUCGGCUGAAUCAAUGCGAGAUUGGCUUAAAGGUUACCUGGGACCCACACUGGAGGCUGCUGGCUACCGUCACCUCAAAAUGAUGAUACAUGACUUCAACAGAGACUCGUUGCCUUGGUACGUCGAGCCAAUGCUCAAUGACCCAGAAUGUGCGCAGUACGUCGAUGGAACAGCUAUCCACUGGUACGCAGACCGAAUAAUUGGCCCAGAAGUUCUUGAUGAGACGCAAGCUCUGUCUCCAGAAAGAUUCCUUCUUUACACAGAAGCCUGUCAUGGCAAUGAGGGGGGUUCAGAAUUAAGUGUGAUCCUUGGUUCAUGGGAGCGCGCUGAGGAUUACGUCUACUCCAUGCUCGAUGCAGUGAACCACUACUCCACGGGCUGGGUGGACUGGAACAUGGCUCUGGACAUUCUGGGAGGACCCAACUGGGCUAACAAUUUCCUCGACUCUCCCGUCAUCGUCGAUACUGAAGCGAACGAGUUUUACAAGCAGCCAAUGUUCUACACUAUUGGUCACUUGAGCAAGUUCGUGAUCCCUGGUGCUGAGCGUAUCACUUGGACGACACAGCGACACAUUGAGGUGGCUGCCUUCAAUGACCCGUCAGGCCGCACCGUCGUCGUUAUUCUCAACAAGAAUGAUGUGGAAGAAGACUUGACCGUAACAGAUGGGUCUGAAAAUUUCCUUAACUUCCAGAUACCUGCCAAAGCUAUUCCGACUAUCCUGUACUAGUAUACUGCAAUACCCAUCAAGAUCCCAUCGAAAAAAAAUCUUCCAGACGAUUUCCUCUGAAAAUAUAAAAAAAAAAAAUUUGUCUUGAUUCACCAUUGACUUCUAUAAGAUUAUGCAGACAAAUAUACAUUCUUAGCCUACGUGUACGUGUGGGUUAAUAAUUAUAUAUAGUACCACUUAUUCAUCACUUCUGUCGUAUUUUAAUAGUGACUUGUUCCUAUCAGAUAACUUUCAUAAGACACCUAACA